Messenger RNA from Rubroshorea leprosula, 1608 nucleotides. The record is from the annotation of a GenBank genome assembly. NCBI's taxonomy places the organism in Eukaryota, Viridiplantae, Streptophyta, Magnoliopsida, Malvales, Dipterocarpaceae.
UUCACCGACAUUUGUGCCUUGGGAAGUUGGAGGCCGAUGAACAAGUUUUGUCGUAAAAUGGAGACUUCUUAACGUUCUUCCUUUCACCUACACGUGAAAAGCUCUCACCUUUCUUCUGCUUCAUGUUAUAGAGCCGAUCUGCUGUUCCUCUCAUUCUUCAAAGAACCUUGGAGGGUAUCAAGAAGGAACAACAAGAACACAAGGUGUAAUGGCCUCUGAGAGGGAAGAUUUCAGCCUUUCAGGACCCUUGCACCUAACUUGUAUCAACUGGACAAAUGCAGAUCAUCGAAGGUCUGUAGCAGCCUGUUUGGUUCAGGGUGUCUACAUUGUGGAGCGUGACCGCCAUGAAAAGCGUGAAGAUUCACAAGCUCUGGCUCCACCUUGGUGGGAGUUCUUUCAUUUUAAGUUGCUUCGUCAACUUGUAGAUGAUGCUGAUCUUUCCAUCUUUGGUGCCAUUUACGAAUAUAAACCUCCGACCUCUCAUUAUAAUGACUCAAUUGAACAGAGCCCUCAUUAUGUAAUUGCUUUCCGAGGCACAUUGACCAAAGGAGACUCUGUCUCAAGAGACUUUGAGCUGGAUGUCCACUUAAUCCGAAAUGGACUCCACCGAACAUCUCGCUUUGAGAUUGGCAUGCAAGCUGUUCGAAAUAUGGUAGCUGCUGUUGGUGAUUCAAAUGUCUGGUUAGCUGGUCAUUCCUUAGGGGCAGCCAUGGCAAUGCUAGCUGGAAAGACUAUGGCCAAAACAGGCAUAUUUCUAGAAUCAUCCCUCUUCAAUCCACCUUUUCUUUCUGCCCCGAUUGAGAGAAUCAAAGAUAAGAGAGUGAAGCAUGGGAUCCGAAUUGCAGGCAGUGUAAUAACAGCAGGACUAGCUCUCGCUGUGAAGGCAAAGAAUCAGAACCAGAGGAAUGUCUCUGGGGAUCCAUUUGCUGCUUUGUCUGCAUGGUUGCCUUGUCUAUUUGUCAAUCCAGCCGACCACAUAUGCUCUGAAUAUAUUGGUUAUUUUGAGCAUAGGAAAAAGAUGGAGGAGAUUGGAGCUGGACAUAUUGAGAAGCUAGCAACACAACAUUCAUUGGGAGGUCUACUAAUGAGUGCUGUGGGGAAGGGUUCAGAAGCUGAAGAGCCUUUCCACCUGAUACCUUCAGCAAAUCUGACAGUUAAUCAAACUCCUACCGAGGAUUUCAAGAAUGCUCAUGGCAUUCACCAGUGGUGGAGACCUGAUCUAGACUUGCACUCCAAGCUUUACAGGUACCGGUAAAUUUUAGUGAUUUUGUGUGCUAUUAUAUAUAUGCCUUUUGAGGAAUUCUAAAAUGUCUCGUAUUGCAGUGGAGUUGGAACAUAUAGAUCCAUCUUCCCCAUCUACUGGAAGAAGGAAAAAAAAAAAAAUCCGUUCCCAUUUGUUAUGUAAUCCAUUAAUUAGUUGGAUUUGUUGCCUUUAUUGCGAUAAUCUUGUAUUCUUGUUUUGACUUUCCUUAAACUGGAGGUCUCAAACUUUGAAUCAUUAAAAAUGGAGUGUGUUUACUUACUCCAUCCUUCAUUCUUUUCUCUAGUUCAUACACACUCGUGUUCAUUUGUUUAGUGAUGGAAUCUGCCUUACCUCAUUGCAUUCUU